GAGAAUUCUAGAGCAUUCUCCACUAUUCUCAAUUUCUCAUUUCACCUGAGCCUUCAAAGAUGUGUAUAUAUACACCCCUUUUGAGUCCUUGUUGGAGUCAAGUAUUUGGGUGUUCUGUUCUUUUCAUACUGUUCUUGAAAAAAAGUUGAAAUUGAAAAGGAUGUUUGGAAGAGGAGGGAAAAAAAAGAGUGAUAACACAAAGUUUUAUGAAAUCUUGGGUGUUUCCAAGAAUGCUUCAGAAGAUGAAAUCAAGAAAGCUUAUAGAAAAGCUGCUAUGAAGAAUCAUCCUGAUAAGGGUGGUGAUCCUGAAAAGUUUAAGGAGCUAGCUCAAGCUUAUGAGGUCUUGAGUGACUCACAGAAGCGUGAGAUUUAUGAUCAGUAUGGAGAAGAAGCACUGAAAGAAGGAAUGGGUGGUGGUGGUGGUACACAUGAUCCCUUUGACCUCUUUAAUUCUUUCUUUAGUGGAAGUCCUUUUGGAGGUGGUGGUCGUAGAGGACAAAGAGAGAGGAGGGGUGACGAUGUAGUGCAUCCAUUGAAGGUGUCGCUUGAGGAUCUAUACAAUGGGAUGACCAAGAAACUCUCGCUUUCGCGCAAUGUUAUUUGCUCGAAGUGUAGUGGCAAGGGGUCGAAGUCUGGUGAAUCAAUGAAGUGUUCUGGCUGUGAAGGUACUGGUAUGAAGGUUUCAAUCAGACAACUUGGCCCUGGAAUGAUCCAGCAGAUGCAGCAUCCUUGUAAUAAAUGCAAGGGUACUGGAGAGACAAUUGACGAUAAGGAUCGUUGUCCUCAAUGCAAAGGUAAAAAAGUGGUAUCAGAGAAGAAAGUCAUUGAAGUCCAUGUUGAAAAAGGAAUGCAAAAUGGACAGAAAAUUACAUUCCCUGGCGAGGCUGAUGAAGCGCCUGAUACAGUUACUGGAGAUGUGGUUUUCGUUCUCCAACAGAAAGAUCACCCGAAGUUCAAGAGGAAGGGUGAAGACCUGUUUGUUGAUCACACAUUGACCUUAACUGAGGCACUGUGUGGUUUCCAGUUCAUAUUGGGACACUUGGAUGGCAGACGGCUCCUCAUAAAGUCAAAUCCUGGAGAAGUUGUUAAACCUGAUCAAUUCAAGGCUAUCAAUGAUGAAGGAAUGCCAGUUUACCAGAGGCCAUUCAUGAAGGGUAAACUGUACAUUCAUUUCAUCGUGGAAUUCCCGGAUUCGUUGAGCCUGCCACAGGUGCAGCUUCUGGAGGCAAUGUUACCAUCAAGACCUACAUCACAGUACUCUGACAUGGAACUGGAUGAAUGUGAGGAGACCACAUUGCAUGAUGUGAAUAUGGAGGAAGAAAUGAGAAGGAAACAAGCUGCACAACAAGAAGCAUAUGAUGAGGAUGAAGAGAUGUCUGGUGGUGGAGGACAGAGAGUACAGUGUGCUCAACAGUAGAUGUAGCAAGAUUUACCAGUUUGAACUUUGCUUCUAGUUUAGUUUGGUUUACUGUUUUCUGUUGUUUUGGAAAUGACAUGUUUUGGGAAGUCAAAAAACUGAUGCUUUAGUGAAAUAGAAAUAUAAUUUUCUUGGGGAACAA
This is a messenger RNA of Solanum pennellii, 1559 nucleotides long. Its product is annotated as dnaJ protein homolog. The record is from RefSeq and is a predicted model, not a curated record. The coding region runs from base 161 to 1417 and encodes 418 amino acids. The transcript has 6 exons. NCBI's taxonomy places the organism in Eukaryota, Viridiplantae, Streptophyta, Magnoliopsida, Solanales, Solanaceae. Gene Ontology annotation, molecular function: ATP binding; Hsp70 protein binding. Gene Ontology annotation, biological process: protein refolding; response to heat. Gene Ontology annotation, cellular component: cytosol; cytoplasm.